Messenger RNA from Manihot esculenta (cassava), 1977 nucleotides. RefSeq names its product inositol-3-phosphate synthase. Gene Ontology annotation, molecular function: inositol-3-phosphate synthase activity. The transcript is spliced from 10 exons. Bases 138 to 1670 code for a protein of 510 amino acids. Gene Ontology annotation, biological process: inositol biosynthetic process; phospholipid biosynthetic process. NCBI's taxonomy places the organism in Eukaryota, Viridiplantae, Streptophyta, Magnoliopsida, Malpighiales, Euphorbiaceae. Gene Ontology annotation, cellular component: cytoplasm. The record is from RefSeq and is a predicted model, not a curated record.
UUGGGUGUCAAUCGAGAUAGCACAAGGGUUGAGAUUGAUAGCCAAUUUUCUCAUUCUUCUUCUUUUUCUUUGCAAUCUCGGCCUCCUGUUUGGUUCAUUAUUUGCCUGAUUUUUCUAUCAUUCUUCACCGAAAGAAAAUGUUCAUUGAGAAGUUUAAGGUUGAGAGUCCUAAUGUUAAGUAUACAGAGGAUGAGAUUCACUCUGUGUAUAGCUACGAGACCACUGAUCUUGUUCACGAGAACAGGAAUGGCACUUAUGAAUGGAUUGUGAAGCCCAAAACUGUCAAAUACGAAUUCAAGACCAAUACCCAUGUCCCUAAGCUAGGGGUUAUGCUCGUGGGGUGGGGAGGAAAUAAUGGUUCCACUCUAACCGGUGGGGUUAUAGCCAAUAGACAAGGAAUCUCUUGGGCAACCAAGGACAAAGUUCAACAGGCUAAUUACUUUGGCUCACUCACCCAAGCUUCAUCGAUCCGAGUUGGGUCUUUCAAUGGAGAGGAGAUUUAUGCUCCGUUCAAGAGCCUCCUUCCCAUGGUGAAUCCAGAUGACAUCGUGUUUGGUGGCUGGGACAUCAGUGACAUGAACUUGGCAGAUGCCAUGGCCAGGGCCAAGGUCUUUGAAAUUGAUCUUCAAAAGCAACUGAGGCCCUACAUGGAAUCUAUGGUCCCACUCCCCGGAAUCUAUGACCCUGAUUUCAUCGCUGCCAAUCAAGGGUCACGUGCCAACAACGUGAUCAAAGGGACCAAGAAAGAGCAGGUCCAGCAAAUAAUUAAAGACAUUAGGGAGUUUAAGGAGAAAAGCAAGGUGGACAAGGUGGUUGUUCUGUGGACUGCCAACACUGAGAGGUACAGUAAUGUUGUUGUGGGCCUAAAUGAUACCAUGGAGAACCUCUUGGCUUCGUUGGAGAAAAAUGAAGCUGAAAUAUCUCCAUCAACCUUGUAUGCUUUAGCUUGUGUUUUAGAGGAAGUUCCUUUCAUUAAUGGAAGCCCACAGAACACUUUUGUUCCAGGCCUUAUUGAUUUGGCCAUUAAGAGCAACAGUUUGAUUGGUGGAGAUGAUUUCAAGAGUGGUCAGACCAAGAUGAAAUCUGUACUUGUUGAUUUCCUUGUUGGUGCCGGUAUAAAGCCAACAUCAAUAGUGAGUUACAAUCAUCUAGGAAACAAUGAUGGUUUGAACUUGUCAGCACCUCAAACUUUCCGUUCCAAGGAAAUCUCCAAAAGCAAUGUUGUUGACGACAUGGUCGCUAGCAAUGGCAUCCUCUAUGAACCUGGGGAGCACCCUGAUCAUGUUGUGGUCAUCAAGUAUGUUCCUUAUGUAGGAGAUAGCAAGAGAGCCAUGGAUGAGUACACUUCAGAAAUUUUCAUGGGUGGCAAAAACACCAUAGUCCUGCAUAACACCUGCGAGGACUCCCUUUUGGCUGCACCCAUCAUCCUGGAUUUGGUUCUUCUUGCUGAGCUCUGCACCAGGAUCCAGCUUAAAGCUGAAGGGGAGGGCAAGUUCCACUCUUUCCACCCUGUGGCUACCAUUCUCAGUUACCUUACCAAGGCUCCUCUUGUUCCACCAGGCACACCAGUGGUGAAUGCACUGUCAAAGCAGCGAGCAAUGCUUGAGAACAUACUGAGAGCUUGUGUUGGCUUGGCUCCUGAGAACAACAUGAUUUUGGAAUACAAGUGAAGCAACACGGGAGGAAGAAAAUAGUGGAAGAAGAUUGGUGCCAGCAAUAGCAGCAAAGAACCAAGUUUCCCUGUUUCUUUCACUGGUUGUUUAUGGUUAAUGUCCCAUCAUAAAAUGUAAUAUUUGUGUGAUAUUGCCAUAUUCUGGUCUAUGUAUGGAUUUUCUAUUUCCUUUUUCUUUUAGCUUCAGACAGUGCUCAUGCAUAGCCCGUUUGCUUAGGCUGUUCUCAUGGGCCAGGCACCUUGUUUUGGCUUGAAAGUAGAUUAUAUGUAUAAUUAGGUAGUUGAUAAAAUUCUGUCUUUGCUUC